Molecule: messenger RNA, 1692 nt
Organism: Dracunculus medinensis (Guinea worm)
Lineage: Eukaryota; Metazoa; Nematoda; Chromadorea; Rhabditida; Dracunculidae
Source: the annotation of a GenBank genome assembly
AUGGCUGAAGGAAAUGUAAAUCGGAAAACAUCGCUUAAAAUUAAUAAUACCCGCAUUGCUGGUUUAUAUGAUUUAAAACAAACUAUUGGAAGAGGACAUUAUGCAGUUGUGAAACUUGCCAGUCAUGUUUUCACUGGAGAAAAUGUGGCUGUGAAAGUGAUCGAUAAAAAUAAAAUGGAGCCAAAAAUGCAUUCAAGUCUCAUGCAAGAGGUGCGUUGCAUGAAACUGGUCCAACAUCCAAAUAUAGUACGUCUUUAUGAAGUAAUUGAUACAAAUACCAAAUUAUUUUUAAUUCUUGAACUUGGUGAUUAUGAUAUGUAUGAAUUUAUUAUGAAAAAUCCCGAUAAGGGAUGUCCUGAGUCGGUUGCCCAACAAUAUUUCUGCCAAAUAAUAAAAGCAAUUGAUUAUUGUCAUAAAUUACAUGUUGUUCAUCGCGAUCUUAAGCCCGAGAACGUUGUUUUUUUUAAAAAGCUAGGAAUGGUGAAGUUAACGGAUUUUGGGUUCAGUAAUCAGUUUACUCCUGGUGAGCAAUUGGCUACUUCAUGUGGGAGUUUAGCAUAUUCUGCACCUGAAAUUUUACUUGGUGAUGCAUAUGAUGCGCCAGCUGUUGAUGUUUGGUCCUUAGGAGUUAUUUUGUAUAUGUUAUUAUGCGGACGAUUGCCUUUUCAAGAAACAAAUGAUUCAGAAACUUUAACAAAAAUACUUGAUUGUAAAUAUGUUUUACCUGAUACAUUAUCAAACAGUGCGCGUCACUUAAUCUUUCGUAUGCUGGUGAAAGAUGUCAAUAAACGAGCAACUUUAGAAGAAAUAAUGGAAAAUCCAUGGGUUAAAGCUGGCGAAAGAGGUUUAGAUGAAGUGUUGCCUUUGGUUGGACGUAAUGCUCUCUCGGAAAGUGCACAUUCCAUGAUCAUUGAGCAGAUGGUUGCUGGUGGUGUGGCUACAGAAGAACGAAUAUUCAGGUUUAGAGACAAUGAAUAUUCGUACAUAUCUGCAACUUAUUAUCUCUUGGCCGAGAAAGUCUUGGCUGCGCAGCGCGAAGCAAGGGCUCAAGAAAUAUUAAGUGCGGAAAGACCACCUUAUAACGAUCCCAUGGAUAAGAGAACGGAUGCAAGGUUAAUUAUCUAUCUCGCAGUUUAUCAAAGUGAUGAAAUUUAUAGAAACUCAUCACCAUCUGUGUCGAUGGUUGCUGCACCAAGUGAAUCGUCCGAGAAAAUUUCACGUCAAGCAAUACAAGAAUUGCUUGACUUUUCACGUUUGAAUAUAGCUGGCAUUCAUCACCGCGCUGCUUCGCCUGAUAGUCGCAUAAGUAGUCGAAGUUCUAGUCCACAUAGUUCGAGUGGCCGUACUAGUCCAGCCGUUAUUCUUAGAUGUAAUACAUUUGAUCUCAAUACAUACGUAUCUAAGGACGGUUGUGUAUUAUCAACUCCUUUAACAUACAGUAAAGUUCGUAUGAUUCGUCCUCGUCAAGCAAUUGUUUCACCAGAUAUGGCACGUCGAUAUGAAAUCCGUAAUUCUCAUAACUAUUCUAAUCGCACAAGGCGUAGUACAAGCUGCUCAUCAAGUGAAACGUCUGAUGAAGAUAUCACUGAAAGACGCUUAAGCAUAAUUGUGUCGAAAAUUUGUAAACGUAGAGGUGAUGAUCAUGACAACGAUGAUGAUAAUUCAAGAGGUUACUUCAUUUACUUCAUUUAA